AUGGUCUCUUCUUCGGAACCUACCACACAUGCGGCCAAGAGCGAUGUCAUGAGGCGGAUUCUUGGGCUUGAUAGGCCCGGCGGCAUCGUGGCAUCGGUGUCGCAAGCUGGCCGACGAACUCUGUCAAAUGGCUUCUCCGGCGCGCUAGGGUUUAAGGGUGCCCUCAGCCAGCCGGCUGGGCUGGGGAACUGGGACAACUCUUGCUACCAGAACAGUAUAUUACAGGGCCUCGCAUCGCUCAAGCCGCUCCCGGCGUUUCUGUCUCGGCUCGCGAUAGAUGGCAGCGCUGCCCGGAUCAAGACAGAUACCACGGAGACGCUGCGUGAUCUGGUCGCCGACCUGAAUCACAUAUCGAAUAACGGAAAGACACUGUGGACGCCGGCAGUACUUAAGAACAUGAGCUCGUGGCAACAGCAGGAUGCGCAGGAGUACUUCUCCAAGUUGCUGGACGAGAUUGACAAGGAGGCGUCGAAGACUACGAAAGCCCUGCGACGGCCCACCGGAUUCGAGAGCGACAACUCGAGAGACGACACCAAUGCCAGCCAGCAUAGUGAUGACAGCGGGUAUCAAAGUCUAUCGACGAUCUCGAAGGGGGCGACCGACAUACAGAUUGUCCGAAACCCCCUCGAGGGGCUUCUAGCGCAGCGUGUCGCAUGUGUUGCUUGUGGAUACUCUGAGGGCUUGUCGAUGAUCCCGUUCAACUGCCUGACUCUCAAUCUGGGCAUGCACAGGACUGAAUUUGACCUCUACGAGCGGUUGGACAGCUAUGUACAAGUCGAGUCUAUCCAGGGUGUCGAAUGCACCAAGUGCACGCUACUCAAGUACCGCAACCUUUUAAACACCAUUAUCGAAAGAAGUCGAAAGGCUGGAUGUCCAGACUCAGACUUUCCAGAGCCCCACGCAAGACUAGAAGCCAUUGAGGCUGCUUUGGAGGAGGAAGAUUUCGACGAUAAAACGUUGAAGGCCUGCAAGAUAACACCGCAGUCACGCGUGAACUCUACAAAGACAAAACAAGCCGUUAUUGCUCGACCUCCCCAGAGCUUGGCGAUCCAUAUGAACCGGUCUGUCUUUGACGAGACGACCGGCCACAUGUUCAAGAACUUGGCUGGAGUUCGCUUCCCAAUGACCCUGGACCUGGGUCCUUGGUGCCUCGGCAGCGCGGAUGCUCUGACUUCGCAGACUGGUGGCGACAAGGCAGAGAUACUCGACGAGAAAUCAUCUAGCGCCGUGAAGGGCGAAGAGGAGUGGCUACUAGACCCGACGGCUUCAAUGGUAGCUGGGGAUCUCCACCCGUCUAAGAUCACCGGCCCUAUAUAUGAGCUUCGAGCAGUUGUCACGCAUUACGGGAGGCACGAAAACGGCCACUAUAUUUGUUACAGAAAACAUCCCCGAGCUUCCGCCGUAAGGGAGGAGAACGGUGGCCUGGAGAAAUCUAAUCAGCCAGCUCAGUUGGCCCCCGAGGAGCAUUCCGAUGAUGUUUCCAGCAUCCACGAGAAAGAACCCGGAGAUGAAGACCAGUUCCUUGACGCAGUGGAGACACCAGACGAAGACCCACAGACUGGUUCUCAGUGGUGGCGCCUUUCUGACCAGGACGUGACUCCGGUCACUGAGGAAACGGUCCUUGCUCAGGGCGGCGUCUUCAUGCUGUUUUAUGAUUGCGUAGACCCGAAUUCUGUUCUGACUUCCGAAGUCGAUGUCGUAACGGAGCCAACAUCGAAAGAGCCAUCCACAAAUGAAAUUGCACCUAUCACGUCCGCGAAUAUCGAUGUCGACACUACAGAGGGCGGAAAUGUCCAGGGGUCACCAGCUCAAGAUAGUACGGCACAAGUGGAAGAGACUCUGAAAAUAGCCCAAAACGUGCCGCUACCCCAUGGGGAUGACGGACUUGAUGAAUAUGUUGAUUCGAUGGAGGAUCCUGCCGAAGGCUCUGAAGCAAAGAGCUUAUGA
Messenger RNA from Phaeoacremonium minimum UCRPA7, 1947 nucleotides. Its product is annotated as putative ubiquitin carboxyl-terminal hydrolase protein. The record is from RefSeq and is a predicted model, not a curated record. The coding region runs from base 1 to 1947 and encodes 648 amino acids. Gene Ontology annotation, biological process: protein deubiquitination. The transcript has a single exon. NCBI's taxonomy places the organism in Eukaryota, Fungi, Ascomycota, Sordariomycetes, Togniniales, Togniniaceae. Gene Ontology annotation, cellular component: cytosol; nucleus. Gene Ontology annotation, molecular function: cysteine-type endopeptidase activity; cysteine-type deubiquitinase activity.